Messenger RNA from Lytechinus pictus (painted urchin), 3493 nucleotides. RefSeq names its product transcription factor COE1-like. Lineage: Eukaryota; Metazoa; Echinodermata; Echinoidea; Temnopleuroida; Toxopneustidae. The coding region runs from base 65 to 1063 and encodes 332 amino acids. Gene Ontology annotation, molecular function: RNA polymerase II cis-regulatory region sequence-specific DNA binding; DNA-binding transcription factor activity, RNA polymerase II-specific. The record is from RefSeq and is a predicted model, not a curated record. Gene Ontology annotation, biological process: regulation of transcription by RNA polymerase II. The transcript is spliced from 8 exons.
UUUCCUCAAGUUCUUCCUCAAGUGCAACCAGAACUGCUUGAAAAAUGCAGGGAAUCCACGAGAUAUGCGCCGAUUUCAGGUGGUUAUAUCUACAACUCCAAACGUUGACGGCCAUGUUCUGGCCAUGUCCGACAACAUGUUUGUACACAACAACUCAAAACACGGCCGGAGAGCGAGAAGACUUGAUCCGUCUGAAGGAGCUACGCCGUGCAUCAAGGCCAUCAGCCCGAGCGAAGGAUGGACAACAGGGGGCGCCACUGUUAUCAUCGUCGGCGACAACUUCUUUGACGGGCUCCAGGUCGUCUUCGGUAGCAUGAUCGUCUGGAGUGAGCUCAUCACACCGCAUGCAAUCAGGGUCCAAACCCCGCCCCGACACAUCCCCGGGGUGGUAGAGGUCACGUUGUCAUAUAAGUCCAAGCAGUUCUGCAAGGGAGCUCCGGGCAGGUUCGUCUACGUCUCGUUGACAGAACCAACGAUAGACUACGGGUUCCAAAGGCUAAGCAAACUUGUUCCGAGGCAUCCCGGCGACCCAGACAGAUUACCAAAGGAAAUCAUACUGAAACGAGCCGCAGACCUGGCUGAGGCCCUCUACAGCAUGCCAAGGAAUCAACUCCCCAUUGGCCCGCCUAGAUCACCGGCCCUCAACAACAGCUCCGGUAGUCUAGUACCCAUGAACUCUUUCGGUAGCCAGCUAGAACACGACGGCGACCAACAUUCAGGUUUCUCAAGAGUGCAGCCGAGCAGCACGCUUUCACCGAGAGGUUACUCCUCCGGUCUCUCCACGCCACACAGUAGCGGCGGAAGCCCGAGUUCCUACUCCGGAUCGUCAGCACUCAACGGGUACCCUGGCACCACCAACAUGGGCGUCCCAUCCUCCUCGAGUAUCUUCAACGGCGCUGCAAAACACUACUGUGCUUGGUUUUAUCACGAUGAAGAUGUCAAAGAAAAAAGAAACGCUGCAAUGAUGUCGCCACCAUCCUUCUGCAGUGUAGGAGGACCCUUCGCUCUGCCGACCUGCAGCGCGUCGGCAUACAGCAGUCACAUCGAUAGUCCAGGCAAAUGAGAGCCAAAUUGGAGACGAACCUAAGCAAGGCUGAAUGAAUGAAACAUUGAAACUUAUCAGGGGAGAAAGCGAGGACCUUUGUUUUCAUUUUCCGCCAUGUUUGCGAACGACAAAGUUGGGACUCUUUCGAGAUGGACGAAUCAUCCAGGACAUGAUUUUAAUAGCUCGGUAUGAAGCGGAGAGCAUCCUUUCCAUACUUAAAUGGAAGUGAACGGUAUUCUCGCCAUAAAUACCUAUACCUCUUUAAGUGAUUUAUGAUAAAGAAAGGAACAUGGCUUUUUUAUAUUUAAAGCUGUCUUUGUUGGUUCUUUGAUAAAAAAUGAAAAUGGAAUCAUUACCUAGGAAGAUGGUAAGAACACACCCUGGACCUCAAACUCCCUUCCAUCCAGCUUCUCCGUCAUGAAAUAUAGUUAUGAAUGUUCUACUAAAUUCUUCAUUGUGUAAACAAGUCUGGUGACGGGACACAAGCGUGUGUCCACCGAUGUUCUUUGAAGAAAUUUGGUCCGAGCCAUGAGACUGGAGUUUACUCAUUAGGGCAAGGUUUUAUGAGCUUAACAAGGGCGAUGAAGGGGGGUCCCAAGGGGUAAUAGGGGGGUAUGACCGCACCCUUCUCCCUCAAACCAUGCUGAUUACCAGCUUCAUGUGAUGGCCAGUUUGGAAGUUCCAAAUUGACGAGUAUUUUCUGAGGCGAUGGUAAUCAUGGCAGGGUUCUGUGGGGUCAGCUUGUGGUCAGAACUCAUGGAUAAGUCAUCCACUGUCUCACCUCUCCCCACCCCCCUCUCUCAUUUUGAAGGAGGCGGGGCAUCUUGUUUUUCCUACACAGAAUAACUAUUUUAUCUCAUCCAAGAAUUGUGAAAUAGCAUAUCAAAAUAUUGACCUUUACAAAUUUUGCUUUUCAAAUUAAACUUUUGAUAAUUGUUCAGGUAACAAAGAUAAAGGGCCACGAAAUGGUGUCAUUGUCGAAUCAUUCUUCACACUGAAAUGAUACAAUUAUGAUGUUUUUUUUCCAGUUUUAGCUCUCUAAUUACCUGAUUUUCUCAUUUCCAUUGGACUAUAUGUAUAUUACCUUCAUGGGAAUGGAAUUGAAUAGUCAUGUGACCAAAGUGUGAUAGAGUCAAAUGCAGCAAGAUGGUUAGAUGAUGACGAGAGGCAACUCAAGAAAAGACCAAAAUAGUUCUACCUUCAAAUAAGCAUGUGUAUUAUUUAUUAUGUUUGUUAUUGAUCCUUCAUUGUUUUGCGCACAAGAAGGGAGAAGACGGACAGAUGGAAAAAAAAAACAUAAAAACUGGUGCUUGCCAAAAUGUACAAAACUGGUAUUUAUACUCGUAAAGUAACGUUUGUAAAUAGGAGACUAAGCGUGAUGAUGAUAAGCAAGAAAUGCGAACGAGAGUGCGAGAGAGACCGAGAGGACGAGAGCUUUGUAGCAGAUGCAUUUGAUAAACAAUGAUUGACGAUAGGCUGCAUUUCCUGCCAGCCCAAUGUUGUCCCUGUAUGUACAAAGAAAAGUUUUAUCUUGUAGUUAUGAUGGAAACUAAAUAAAUUUGUGAAUUGUAACGAUGAUUAUAUCUGUGUAGUUAUAUGACCAUGUAGAUGGGGUUUAGGUGUUGUCCUUGUACACAGUAAGUCGUUUUUUAGAAAGAAUAUCUGUAUUCAUAGCACUGUGCAGGAGAAAGACACACCAAAAUCACUGUAUAUAUUUAUAUUUAUAUAUAUUCUAUAUAUCGAGUUGGUUUAAUCCUGUUAUUUUGCUUUCGUAACCUGUCGAGAUUUAUCAAUGUCUACCUGUCCAUCGUCAACCUGUAAUAUCUAAAUCUUGUUGUUCAAUUUUUUAAUGUCUUUUUCUAAACAUCAGUUUUCUGUGUUAAAGAGUUAAGUAACAAAAGUCCAUUCCGUAUUUGUAUUAUGAUUGAACCUCACUAAUUGAUGCCAAGUGCUGCAUUUUAUGUGUUUUCAUUAAAUUUUGUCGCUAGCAUGUGUACCUGCCAAAUAGACACAUGCACCAAAAACGAUUUGAAUACAGGCCUGAAUGACUCCUCACUUGCUUUAUUAAAGGACAAUUCCACCCCAACAAAAAGUUGAUUUGAAUAAAAAAAGAAAAAUCCACCAAGCAUAACACUAAAAAUUUCUUCAAAAUCGGAUGUAAAAUAAUAAAGUUAUGACAUUUCAAAGUUUUGCUUAAUUUCACAAAACAGUUAUAUGCACAUCCUGAUUGGUAUGCAAAUGAGGAGACUGAUGACGUCAUCCACUCACUAUUUCUUUUGUAUUUUAUUAUAUGAAACAGGGAAUAUUCUAUUUUUCUCCUCAUUGUCGAGUGAAACAACGAUUAAUUCCUCUCAGAACAUGUGGAAUGAGCAUUGAUUAACACUAUAUGAUUCAGUCAAGUUGGUCCUUAUUGUCAAAUCUAUAAAAAAUGAAAUAUUGUAUAAUUCA